AAGGAGAGCGAGCGAAAGAGAGAGGAGAUCAAGGGGGAGAAAGGAAGAGAGAAUUUGCUGAAAGAAAGCAUUUUUGCCGGAUAGAAGAAAGACAGCCAUGGAAACUCAAUCAGAGGAAAACCAAGACCAGAGGCAGGACAAAAGAGGUUGCUUCGAGUGCUGCAUCAAGUGUCUAGGCGGCGUGCCCUACGCGUCGCUGGUGGCGACCAUCCUCUGCUUCUCCGGCGUCGCCCUGUUCUGCGGAUGCGGGCACGUGGCCCUGACCGGCACGGUCACCAUCCUGGAGACCCACUUCUCCAAGGUCACCACCGACCACGCCAUGCUGACCGACGUAAUACAGCUGAUGCAGUAUGUCAUCUACGGCAUCGCUUCGUUUUUCUUCCUGUACGGGAUCAUCCUCCUGGCCGAGGGCUUCUACACCACCAGUGCUGUCAAGGAGCUGCACAGCGAGUUCAAGACCACCAUCUGUGGACGGUGCAUCAGCGGAAUGUUUGUUUUCCUCACGUACAUCCUGGGCGUGGCCUGGCUCGGCGUCUUCGGCUUCUCCGCUGUGCCCGUCUUCCUCUUCUACAACAUGUGGUCCACCUGCGCUGCCAUGAAGUCUCCCGUGGCCAACGUCACCAACAUCGAUUCCAUCUGCGUGGAUGUGCGUCAGUACGGAAUCAUUCCCUGGAACGCCACACCAGGAAAGGCCUGCGGAUCCACGCUAGGUGACAUCUGCAACACCAGCGAGUUCUACCUGUCUUAUCACCUGUACAUCGUGGCGUGCGCCGGGGCGGGAGCCACCGUGAUCGCUCUGAUCCACUUCCUCAUGAUUCUCUCAGCAAACUGGGCCUACCUUAAGGAUGCCAGUCAAAUGCAUGCCUACCAAGACAUCAAAAUGAAGGAAGAGCGGGAGCUGCAGGACAUCUCGUCACGCUCAAAGGAAUGCCUCAAUUCCUACACAUAAGGAUUCAUUCAGACACACUCAGAUCAGACAUGCACAGACACCGAGGCCGAGCACUGUGGCCCCCUUUUUUUUUUUUUUUCCAGACCAAGGCGACGCUAACAUAACCUGCCAACUGCCCUGACACUGUGCAGUACUAACCAGGCUCCUAACAAACUAAUGCAUCAGUGUUUGCUUUCUGCACUAACUUCAGGUGUCUCUCGGGACUUCAUGCCGAUGUUAAUUUUUUUUCAUUUCACGUAGUCAUUGAUUCUCUGUAGCCUUUUUUGUUUUUUUUAAAUAAGCCAGUUUUUUGCUGGUAAAGCUUGAGACAUUGCACUAUUUGUAUAACAAUGAGAGUUUGUUUAAUAGUCUCGCUCUGACCCUGCGUGGCUCAGUCCUCAUUAUAGGGAGGAACAUUUUGUUUCUGCUGGUUUUCAUGAUCUAGAAGUUUCACACGACGUGUAAGGCCUUACGUACGACCUGAGCUGGCAGCCACAGUGUGCUCACAUUAACAAGAGCUUUUAUAUUAAAGAAAAAUAAUCAAUGUACUUCAGAUGUUUUACACUACAUCGCAGUGUUGUGUUGAUUGGGUUUAGAUUCUUCCUCAUCCAGGUACCCGAGACAUCCAGAACAUUAAUGGCCUACAUUAACACUACCUCAGGUGUGCACCAGAGCCUAUGGACAAGUUAGGAAACCUUUCGCCCUUUUUUGAAGCACAGUCUGAAAUUCCUGUUUUAAUUGUGCACUUGGGGAGCGCACAGAUUUCACAGUAUUCUAGAAAUCACUCUUUCAGGGUAACGCCAUAAACAAUGGCUUGCUGAAUAAACGUGGAUGCUGCCAAUAAGUGAGACGAAUUCAAUAUCUUAAAUCUCACAUGUAUUCAUUUAGGCAAAUGUAUACAGUUAAAUCUGUUUUAAAAAACCCGAAGAAACAUGCAUAACUACGCUCCCAUGUGCAUCAUCACUAUUUCAAAAAGAGCCAGAUAACUUGAAGUGAGAACAGUCAAGUUUUUUUUUGUAGGGUUUUUUUUUUUUUUUUUAGAAAAAAAAGUCUUAAUCUUUUCUUAAUUUUCUAUAAAUGCAUCUGUUUUUGAUGUGCAAUUGUCAUGAAGUUGACAGAAUUACUCAUGUAAUCUUAGUUACAGGGACAACUCGAUGUUUCUUUGUUGCAUGAAAGCCGCUGUUUCUGCAGUGACGUGUGUAAUGUACAGUCAUGUAUACUGACAGCAGUAGUAGGCAGUGUUUGCCUCUUUCCUUUUUAUUCUAACCGAAAACAAAUUAACUCAUAUAGCUUUUUAGUUGUUUUUUAUAUAUAUAUAUUUUUAGGUUCUUUCAUUAAACUGAGAAGUAUAUGAGUAUUAUUUUGUUGCCUGAUAGUAUACCUGUAUUUUCUAUGAAUGUCAAGGGCUUCCUUAUAACUCGUUGAUUUUAAUUCACCGCUGGAGGAGCAGUUAAAGCGCCAGUCAUUU
Molecule: messenger RNA, 2396 nt
Organism: Salarias fasciatus (jewelled blenny)
Lineage: Eukaryota; Metazoa; Chordata; Actinopteri; Blenniiformes; Blenniidae
Gene: gpm6bb
Product: glycoprotein M6Bb
Exons: 7
Coding region: 98-949 (283 amino acids)
Biological process (GO): axon development; central nervous system myelination
Cellular component (GO): plasma membrane; myelin sheath
Molecular function (GO): structural constituent of myelin sheath
Source: RefSeq, a predicted model, not a curated record